UGUCUUGUUUUCCUGUUUCGCAUCUUUCUCUCUCUUCGAUCUGAAAACUGAAUCACCGACCGAAUUGAUCGGAACCCUAAGUCCGCCACAAUGCACAGCCGGCGCCAGAUCAUAGUUAAAUCUCCCUACUCUCAACAAACCGUCGCACUGCAAUUAGAUCCUUCGCAAUCCGUAUUAACUCUCUCAGGUCUCACUUCCUUACUCGAAUCAUGGCAACGUCAAUCGCUAUCUGAUUUCUCCAUCGCUCUAAAUGAGAGGCCUUUGAACGCCUCUACACGGAUCCAAGUAUCUAACCUCCCUUCCGUCUCCAUGCUCGCUCUUUACCCUCGCCUCGUUGGAGGUGGAGGAGAUGGCGGUGCGACGGAAGCAGAGUCUCGCGAUUGCUACCUCAACAUGUACGCGGAGAAGAAACCCGACAAGGUUGAUCCUAACGAGCAGAGGCUCUCCAAGUGGCUUAACUGCGCCUUGUCUAACGAGCCUCUGGCUGAGCCUUGCGUGAUUGAUCUCCUCGGGAAUCUCUUCAACAAAGAAGCUUUGGUGAACGCUCUGUUGUUGAAGAGGUUGCCUAAGCAGUUCUCUUACAUUAAGGGUUUGAAAGACAUGGUGAAUAUCAAGCUCGCGGAGGUGGCUGGUUUCGAUGGAGACACGACCAGUGCUAAGUUUCAGUGUCCGGUCUCAGGGCUUGGAUUCAACGGAAAGUACAAGUUUUUCGCUCUGAGGGGGUGUGGGCAUGUGAUGAGUGCGAAGGCGUUGAAGGAAGUGAAGUCUCGUUCGUGUUUGGUGUGUCACGCGGAUGUUAAAGAUUCUGAUAAGAUUGUGAUAAACGGUACGGAGGAGGAGGUGGGUUUGUUGAGGGAGAGGAUGGAGGAGGAGAAGGCUAAUCUGAGAGAGAAGAAGGGCGCUUCAAAGAAGAGCAAGAACGGUGUUGCUGUGGUGGUUGAUGCAGGUGUGAAGGUGGGAAAGAGACAGAUGGAUGAUGGGAAUGUGAGUGGCAAUGGCGUUACCGUGAAGAAAUUCAAGGCAGGGGAUGCAGUGCCGGUUAAUGCUACCAAGGAAGUCUAUGCUUCUCUGUUUACUUCGUCCAAGAAGAAGUCUGAUUUUAGGGAGACUUACUCUUGCAGGUCACUUCCUCUCGGCAGGAACUGAUUUGUUUGGACAGAACCAUGUUCUUGUUACCUUGUUUGCUUUGUGAUCUGCUCUUAUUAUAUUGAUAUGUCUAUUGGCUUUUGUAA
This is a messenger RNA of Brassica oleracea var. oleracea, 1232 nucleotides long. RefSeq names its product protein RTF2 homolog. Bases 91 to 1146 code for a protein of 351 amino acids. The record is from RefSeq and is a predicted model, not a curated record. Gene Ontology annotation, biological process: mitotic DNA replication termination; site-specific DNA replication termination at RTS1 barrier. Lineage: Eukaryota; Viridiplantae; Streptophyta; Magnoliopsida; Brassicales; Brassicaceae. The transcript has a single exon. Gene Ontology annotation, cellular component: nucleus.